This is a messenger RNA of Diaporthe amygdali, 3414 nucleotides long. RefSeq lists its product as uncharacterized. The transcript has a single exon. The record is from RefSeq and is a predicted model, not a curated record. Bases 1 to 3414 code for a protein of 1137 amino acids. Gene Ontology annotation, molecular function: protein binding. NCBI's taxonomy places the organism in Eukaryota, Fungi, Ascomycota, Sordariomycetes, Diaporthales, Diaporthaceae.
AUGGCAGGCCACCAGGCCAGGCCCGUGUCUUCUUACACGGCGUCAGUUGCUACCCGGGUUAAACAACGAGAAUGCGGCCCGCCGCGGACGCAUUCCACGGCCAACAUCUUCAUGCUCACGGUUGGCUUGCUGCUCAUGAUGCACACAUCCCGAGCAUCCGCCUCCGAGACAUCGCUCCUCCCGUACAUUCCAACCAACAUCCUCGUCCCAGGGUCCACCGCCGGGGUCGCCUACGGCCGGGAGACUGGCAACGCCAACAGCACCGCGUACAUUUUUAGUCCUAACGAUAGUGGCUCCGUCGAUCUGCUGGCCGUGGACAUAUCAUCCGCCCUGGCCGCUUCCUCUGUUGCCAACAACGCCGAGACCUUGACACAUGGACUGCCUUUCCUCAUAGCAAGUACCAACUCAACAGCCUUCACACCCACGCUCACAUCGGACGGCUCCAUCAUCGCCUACGCAGGCGAUUGCAGUUCAGACUCCAGCUCAUCCUUAUGGGUGUACAACACCACCACCUCGCAUCAGGCAUCAUGGGUUGAGCACUCUGUCACCAUCAACGGCGGUGCCACCGGGCCAUUCUUCCUGGGGGGCGGCUUCUCCUUCUCAGAGACAAUAUCGCCCAGUCUGUCCCAGCCUCUGAUCUAUGCCUACGGCGGGCAAUGCCCCAACGAGACCCUCGGCAACACCUGGACCUCGGCCGCGCAAUACUCCAACUCAAUGGUCCGCCUAUCGGCCUCCACGGGGUCCUCUUCCGGGUUGACUUACACCGCAAACCCGCUGUCCCUCAAGUCCCAGCCCAUAGCUGAGGCAGGCUUCAGCCUGACCCCGCUCCCGCCGGCGACGUCCAACAUCUCAGGGACGGUCACGCAGAGCAUCAACAGUGUCGUCCUGGGCGGCCACACCCAGACUGCCUUUGUGAACAUGUCGACGGCCGCGGUGUGGAGCCUGCCGGAGGAGAGCUGGAGCUUCAUUGCCAUCUCCGGACCGUCGGCCUCGUCCUCGAGCGACCUUUCGGAGCUUGCCAAACACGACGAGGAGGUUACCGAGGUGCAGCCGCGGUCGGGUCAUACCGCCGUCCUCAACGAGGCCGGGACCGCCCUGGUCGUCCUUGGUGGGUGGGUGGGAAACACGAGCCAGGCGGCGCAGCCGCAGCUGGCUGUUCUGCAGAUGAGCGGUAGUGAGUUCGGAGAGUGGACAUGGUCUGUGCCUGAUGACCAGCCUCUGAGCUCUGGAGAGGGGAUUUACGGCCAUGGUGCUGCCUUGUUGCCUGGCAAUGUCAUGAUGGUAUCCGGUGGUUACGCCAUCACAUCUGGAUCUUCAGGUUCAGGGCUGGGCAAAAGGGACAGCAUUGGUGUUGCGGGCGGACAGCUUCAAAUGUUCUUCAACUUGACAAGCCUCACCUGGAGCGAUUCGUACACGAACCCGACAUCUGUGUCCACUGGCUCACAAAGCGGCACCGCGCCGUCGUCAUCGCCAUAUAAACUUGGUCUCGGCUUGGGCUUGGGAUUCGGUAUCCCAGUUUUACUUCUCGUGCUGGCCAUAUGCUUCUUCUGCUGGAGGCGAAGGCAGCGCCUGCGCCACCAGACACGCGACGAGCACAUCCGAAACUUGACCACUGGCACAGCCUUCAUCACGUCCGAUGAGAUGCUUGAGCACGAGAACGUGUACCCCUGGGGUCCGCGAAGUGCGGCACGAUGGUACACGGGCGGACACGACCCGUAUCUGCGUGAUCAGGGAAGUUCACCAGGAUACGAAAAUCUGCGUGCCCCUAGACACGAUUCUGAUGAUCCCAUGGCCGUCGAGUCACCCGGUAACUACAGAAGGGACAUCCGCCGUAGGCCAGUGCCAAGGGUAGCAAGGGGUCUGUAUCAACCCACCGGUAUUUCCGGUACGGAUGAUGUUAUGAGCCCAGGUGCAAUUCAUCCUAUCUUUGAAGACGAGGAAGAUGAGAUAGCCAUGGCUGGUGCCAUGGCUCCAGACAAGGACGAAGAGAAUGACGAGGACCCGUUCACCACCCCGGUCCCUUCACCAACAAAGGCAGGCCCCAGUCUGGCGAGCCCGAUUGUCUUUGUAGCAUCUCAGGCGAUGGUGGGUUCCGGGCCAACUAGUCCAACAGAGAGCACACCGCGUGCUCGACCCCAGCACCCAGAAGUACAAGACUGGGUGAGCGACAUCGACGCAUCAGACGCCUUGAUCACAGCUCGCCUACAGCCUCACAACACCACGUUCCGCAACUCGGGCAAGAUCUCUCCGACGAGGCGGCCUUCGGUGCGUGUGUCCGAAGACGAUACUACCGGCGGUGCUCGAACGGACAGCAACCUGUCCGAGUCCAAUCGCAGCACCUUCAGCUUCGUUUUUAACCGGUCAGACUCGCUGCGCGCUGGGGCGGGCAUGUUGGCCAUUAGCAAGUCUCGGAAUGAUCAGGAAAGGGCUGGCACCUCCCACUCGGACAAGAGCAAUAGCAGCAACAGCAACACCACGCAGGACAGUUUCAUGACGGCCAAGUCGAUCACGGCACUCCAGUCCGAGGGGCCUGGACUGCUACUGGGCCGGCCGAGGCCGAUAUCAGACAUUGAGGACCUCGGCCACUUGUCAGAUGAUGAUCCGCUAGCCCCUGGGAGUCCAAGCAAGAGCAAGCCACCGCGCAGGAGCUGGUUUGGGAGCCUGAAGAGAGUGUUCAGCGCAGGCGCUGGCAGCGGUAGUUCGAACGGCAGUUCGAGUAGGACUGAGAGCCCGACCCACGGGCAAAGCAGCGACUACGAUGGGCUUGGUCUGGGCAGCCUAGGCCUCGGUGGUGUUGGGCUGUUACAAAAGCGGAAGCAAGGGAGAUUGGCAUGGGAUGAGGCCGGGGCAUCUGCGAGUGGUGCCGGCCAAGGCGCUGGCGAGGGUUGGGAGGAAGAAGACUGGGACAUCGAGAGAGCGGUCGAGAAGAGGUUGGUGCAGGUGAUGUUCAGUGUCCCCAAGGACAGGUUGCGCGUCGUUAAUGCCGAUAACGCGGAUCUCGUGUCCCUGGAGGAGUCCGUGGUCUUUGUGGAUCCGGAGAAGGACGGCCUUCCAAUCGCGGACACUAAUGCCCCUGGAAAAGAGAAGGAAAAGGAGACGGCGCACAACGAGGAGCCCGAAGAACAGGAGGAUGUCGCGGAUGUCGCCAGUGUCGCUAGCCAGACUGAAGAAGCGAGCAGGGCAAGACGCGAGAGGAUACAGCAAGGAAAACAGCCGGAGAGACCUCUCUUGCUGCUCAAAGUACCUCAGGCCCCGGCAAGCGAUACUUCAGAGGAUUCCAGACGGAGAAGCAUCUCGCCCGUUGUCAGGACGGCGGAACAAGUCCGGUACGAGAGACCUAGGACGCGCGUGCUCGACAUGGUAGAGAGCUUCGAGAGCAGGAGUAAGAGUUCAAGUCCUGAGAGGAGGCAAUGA